This is a messenger RNA of Dentiscutata heterogama, 1539 nucleotides long. The record is from the annotation of a GenBank genome assembly. NCBI's taxonomy places the organism in Eukaryota, Fungi, Glomeromycota, Glomeromycetes, Diversisporales, Gigasporaceae.
AUGGAUUCUCCAUUUGACUCUCCGGAAAAUACUCCUCCAAGACACUCGAGUAUACCAACGAUCUCGACCUCGUCUUGUACAGAUCCAGAACCUAGACAAAUAAAUCGAGGUUUCACUUUACCAACACCUGGGUCUCCUAAACGUGGCUAUAAAAAACCUGCUAAACCUCGAGAGUUUGCUAAAAGUGCUAAAAAACGUCAAUCUGUUUUAGCUCUGGGUAGUAUUACUCAUUUACAACAUUUUUAUGCAAAGAGAGGAAUAAUUUUUAAACCAAAAAAACCAAAAAAUAAACAAGAAGCUGAGAAACUUAGUGUAAUCACAAAUAUGUCUGACCUUUUAAAUAUUACUGAAGAACCUGAUGAUUUUCCCCCUACUCCUCUACCACCUUCUCCCCCUCCACUCCCUUCUUUCAUCACUAAUAAAUUGGAUGUUGAAACUGAUCCUGAUGUCCUUUUGGCUAAUUGUCACGCUGAUAUUCAAGCAAUGUUAGAUGCUUGGUGUAUGGUUACUGGUGAAGUAAAAGCUGAAGCUGAUCCUGUACCUGUGGAUGUUUUGGCUGCUAUUGAAACUACUACAAAAGCUCUUCAAUCUGUAAAAAAUUAUUCAAUGUUUAAAGAAGAUCUUUCUGAUGAUGCUCUUUCUAAAAUUCGUGCUACUGCUUUAGAAGUUCUUGAAAUGAUUAGUAAUUUAGAAAAAGAACAUCGUGAUGAUGACACUGAUGAUAGUAGCAGUGAAGAUGGCCAUAUAUACAAAGAAUCUAAUUAUAGAUCAUUAGAUAGUCAACGUGAAAUUUUGAGAAAAUAUUUAUUGGUCGUCGAGGAUAAUUUACUCUUUGAUGAUAAAGAUAUUUAUCAUAAUGUUUCUUAUUUAAGAACUUCAACUGAUGAAGAAAGGAAGGGUAAUGAUGCUCCAAUAACUCCUCCUUUAUCACCUGGUCACCCAAAUAGUGAUUGGGUGGAUCCUGAUAAUUUUGGUGCUCGUUAUCAUGCUUUUUUGGAAGCUCAUCGCCCAUCAAAGUCUAAACAAGCCCCUGGUUAUACUCCACUUCCGGAUCCUUCUAUAGAUAAAACUGAAUUUUUGGCUUCUUUAGCCGAUGGUAAAUUACUUUGCGUCAUUUACAAUACAAUAGUACGACGUUCGAAACGUCCUUUCGGUUUUAUCGAUAAGAUACAUGAGGACACAUCAAGAACCUAUCGUGCAACUGAAAAUUUAAAAUUCUUUAUAGCAUUCCGUUUCGAUAUCAAAUUUGACGAUAUUAAUGUAACAGAAGUUGUCAAAUUGACAAAUACGGGUAAAGCUCACUUGGAAAAAAUUCUUGAGAUAUUUUGUGAAAAAGCUAUGCAAGAACUCAUAUCAACUGGUUCAUAUAAACAAUAUCCUUUAUCACGAGUUUCAUCCAUGUACGUGCAUGAAGCUUUCUCAAAUUCACAGAUACAACUCCAAAAAGCUAAGAUGGCAGGUGUUAGUUCCGAUGAUCUUGCUUCUGCAGUUAAUGCCAAACUGUUUGUCCAAUCAAAUAGUAGUGAAGAUAGUUCAUAG